Moesziomyces antarcticus is the source of this 1587-nucleotide messenger RNA. RefSeq lists its product as uncharacterized. Lineage: Eukaryota; Fungi; Basidiomycota; Ustilaginomycetes; Ustilaginales; Ustilaginaceae. The record is from RefSeq and is a predicted model, not a curated record. Gene Ontology annotation, cellular component: endoplasmic reticulum. The transcript has a single exon. Gene Ontology annotation, biological process: macroautophagy. Bases 1 to 1587 code for a protein of 528 amino acids.
AUGCUUGGAACUCCAGCGAACAGCCGUGGCUCCUCCAACGGCUUCGGUCACCGACCAAACGGCCUGUCGGUCUCGGAUGUCGACCUCGACAUCGAAGGCGCAGGCGGAGGCAGGAUCGACGAGGCGUACGACACUGGACUCCCUUGGCCACUCGGAUCCAGCGCUCGUCCGACUUCGUGGUCUGCCAAGGGUCCAGCAGACUAUGUACCGCGCCUGCCACUUAUCAAGAGCUUGCGUUGCCAUCUCACUUGGGCCAAGGCUGGAUGGGGAGACGCGAAUCGAUGGCCUGAAGCCUUCAAGCUCAUCGGCAGCUCGAGCGAGAUUCGCAACGGCGUCUUGAAGGGCUUGCUCCUCAGCGGCACCAUCUCUGCCAUCGUCUUCUUCUUCGAACUCGCCUUUUUCCCUACCGUACUCUUCCAGCAAAAGCCGCCGGUCAAGGCGAUGCAGGACAUCGCUGAAUCCGGGUCAAUCAUCGGCAACUUGGGCAACGUCUUCUGGAUGUACCCGCUCAUCGGCGGCAGCUAUCUGCUGGCCUCGUCGUGGACGUCCGACAUCGCUCAAGCGGCCUACAAGCUACGCCACGGACACGUGCGCAGGCUUACGCUCUCCAAUCCCUCGCUGCCACCAGGCACGUCACGCAGACUCGUACAAGAGAGCUACCGCAUCAUCCUCAUCGCCAACUACACGCUUCUAUACAUCCUCCUCGGCCGCAUCCCGUACCUUGGACGAACGCUCUCGUUCCUCUUCAUGUGCCUCGUGGACGGAUACUACUGCUUCGAACAGGCCUGGAUCUCGCGAGGCUGGUCGCUUGGCCGCCGCAUGCGAUACUGCGAGGAAAGGUGGUCCUACUUUGUAGCCUUUGGCUUGCCAUCGACUGCAGUUUCGUUCUUCCAUCCGAGCGGCCUGCUGAACCUGAUGCUCUUUAUGCUCGUCUUCCCCUUCUGCACCGUGCUUGCCAUGCUUGCCGAUCCUCAGCCAAGAAUUUCGGCAUCGGGCGCGCUCGCCGCUUCAUCGACCUACACCGUCGCUUCUGGCGCGUCCGACUAUGCCAGUGGGCCACUGCAUCGCCUGGUUCCCUCGCGUCUCGCCGUCUUCUGGCCCACAGUCAAGCUGCACAGCCUCAUACUGCGCCUCCUGCCCAGGUUUGCCGAUGCGCCACUGGCGCCUUCCGCACAGGCGUUCGAGCGUAACGCCAACGUGUACGGCAGGACGGCAGAUACAAACGGUGCCGCAGGCUUUACGGUCAACGGUGGGUUUGGUGGGUUCGGUACGGGGGGCAAGCGGGCCGCUGAGCUGGUGGGAGGAAUCUUCAAUGAUUCGAAUCGCAGCGCUUUCGGCCCGGGCCGCACAUCGCGAGCACCAUGGCAGUACGGUGGGGACCAGACUGCACUGCACGAAGCGAGCUCUGGCGCCGUGAUGGCAGACGGCGCAUACCCGCUGAUGAACUCGGCAGCCAAUCUGCCUGGUGGCGCCGCAACGGGCACGUACAACAGCAUGGGUCAGAACAUGCACUCCAGAAUGGCUGCUCCGCCAAAAGGACCCAUCGCUCCUCCUCCCAAGGGCGCAAAUCAUCGCAAAGUAGACUAG